AUGCUCAGCCGGACGAAGGCUCUGACGCGCCGGGUGGAUAACGAGCAGCACAAGCGGUGCACAUGGCGCGAACCAGGGAACUUCAACAGCAAUCUAUCGGCACUCACCUGGACUGCCCAGCUCAUCCUGUUCGACUUUGUGUGCUUCCAGAAGCAGGACGACGAAGACGGAAUCCCCGAUCUGCUGGAUCAAAUGUGCAAGAAGUACUUUCAGCAGAUGGCGGAGACACCUUUCGGACAUGUACUGCAAUGGAGGCUAUAUCUCUUUGCGGCCUCCCGCACCAGUCUUACCAAGCACCAAGCCCGCUGGUCCCUUGAUGGGGAAACGGUCGACUAUAUGGGGACGAAACUACACAUGGAACAAGUGACACAGCUGGUCGAGUCUGAGUUCCGCCAGGCGCACUCGCUUCUGUAUGAUGAGCUCUUGUUUGGAAUGAGGGAUGUUGCUCCGAUCGAGGCAUGGAGGCUGCACGACGAUCUAGAUGUAGACGACUACGGCGCUUCGUGGUUGACAGACGAGAGGAAUCGCGAGAUACUGGUGGGGACGCAUGACGCCCUGCUCCGACAGAUCGAAGAGAGGGCGGAUCUACGGCAGGUAUUCGUGCGGCUGGAUCCAAACGGUGGGGUUCGCCUCUGCCCCAAGGCGAUAGCUAUCUAUGAGGCGCAUGUUCAGGAGUUCCUCAAGAGGAUACUGGCACCCAUCUCGGUUCCCUCGGGCCCUCCAUUACGCUCCCCAGAACUACUCUCCAUCACGUACAUCAACACGGGUGCCCGCCGCCGAUCG
Fusarium oxysporum Fo47 is the source of this 783-nucleotide messenger RNA. RefSeq lists its product as uncharacterized. The annotation marks the transcript as partial. The record is from RefSeq and is a predicted model, not a curated record. Lineage: Eukaryota; Fungi; Ascomycota; Sordariomycetes; Hypocreales; Nectriaceae. The transcript has a single exon.